CAGGAUGGCCAGUCUCAUCAAGUGUCGCGUAGAAUUUCGUCUCGUCUGGAAGAACGCGUCCAAUUUUCGGUUCUGCUUAACCCAUCACGUCGUUUCGUUGACACAGUGAUUGAGUUCCACACGCUAUGGGUUCGGUGAAGCUUAGCCUUCUUUCCCACGGGUACAUCCCAGGUGAUGGCUAUGAACGACAACAAAUUUCAGGGAUUUCCGCGAACAUUUCUACAUAUAACGAUGUUUUUACGUUGCGCUGAUUUUGGUACACACAACAGAACGUGACAUAGUUGUAGUAUGUAUCAACAAUUUUCUACAUUUGCCGUGUCAUGAUGAUUAUUAUAAAACAAAACUGCAAUUGGUCAAGUUGUGUCGAUAGCACUAAUCUGCUUCGCUUGCGAAACUAUGCUUAUACUAUUCAUCCUCGCGAUUGGAGGAUGAAAUGUUGGGUUUUUCCAAGGUUCUCGGUACACAUAUUGGAGGAAAAAAACACAAGUCCUCGGCUAUCAGCGCAUGUAAAUCACAGGAAAUCUUUAGGCUCGCCUUGGGUGUGAUAUACCCAUACUUACGGGUUAAAGACGGAAGUGGACCCCUAUCUGACUCACUACUUCCAACUUUCCCGCCGAAACGAUCGUACUCUCAUCUCGAAAACCCUUUCGGAAAAGACUGAGAGCAGAGCGCCGAACACCUGUUGAACGCUCUGCUCUCAUCGCUUGGCGAACAAACCAUCUGCUGAUUGCGAGUCUCCAAUCUCGCUCUCCGCGAAUCUGUGGCCACGUGUGGGAAAAGGGGAUCACCCCACCCAACGCGUUGCCCAGGGUCCUGUUUGUUUUUGUUUCCUUCUGCUUUGCUUCACUGCCCGACGAACGACGCAAUUGACCGCGGCGCUUUGGUCGGUGUUGAAGUUUGCGUACAAAAGGCGCCACUUGCUGACGAUGACCGACGAUGAUCGUUGGGUUCAGCAGCGGACGGUACGGACCAAAACGUUCAGUUACAGUCGAGUCGUCGUCAUGAUCGUAACGCUGAUAGCGCUAUGCUGUCUGGCGAUCGCAGCCGAGCCGAGGAAGUUGCAGGAAGUGAAGCACCAAGGUUGUGAGAUACCGGGAGAAUCGAAACGGGGGACGUGUAUUAAGGCGGAUGAUUGUCCGGCAUACGGGAAAAUUGCAAACGAUGCUACAUUGAAUUUCGUCGAUCGGAACCAGUUUAUUGAGAGUGUUCAAUGUGGAAAGCGCGGUGGAUCGAUGGUUUGUUGUCCCGAGGAGGGCUCGUAUCAAACCGUCAUACAAGAGGAGCAGGAGGAGAAGGGACAGUGCGGAGAGCCGGCAGCAAUGUUCCGCAUUCGGGGUGGCUCGAUCGCCGAACUCGAUGAGUUUCCUUGGACGGCAAUGCUGUUGGGACAAGAUCAUAUGUCGGAAACGCUUCAAUACUACUGCGGUGGGGCUUUGAUAAGCAGAAAUUUCGUGCUGACAGCCGCCCAUUGCGUUGCGGUCCAAACCGACGGUACACAACAAAGCCCACUAAAAUUCGUGCGCCUAAGGGAGUACAACAUCUUCACGGAUCCGGACUGCGUCAUAGACACUGGCUUCCUGGAUUGUGCCGAGGGAAAGAUAGACCGCAGACCUCGCAAGAUCAUUGUGCAUCCGGAAUUCAAACACGACUCGGCAGCUCGACUCCACGAUAUAGCGCUGGUGCAGAUCGAUUCGGUCGCUCCGUAUUCCGACUUUCAUCGACCGAUUUGUCUUCCGGAUAUUACGCUUGACAGUGGAACGCGGGUGGGCAACCGGUUCAGCAUCGCCGGAUGGGGCAGGACCGAUUUCUUUGACAAGUCUGUGAAUCUGUCCAACAGUCCAGUGAAGAUGAAGCUGGUCUUGCCAUUUGUGGGUGCGGAUCUGUGCAGGGACAUCUACCGAAAUUUGGACGUCGAACUUCGUCGAUCUCAAAUCUGCGCCGGUGGCAGAAAAGCUAAAGAUACUUGCGCGGGGGACAGUGGCUCCCCACUGAUGCAUUAUGAUCGGAAACAGGGAGUCUGGGUGGUAACGGGAAUUGCCAGUUUCGGUAUCCGAAACUGUGGCCGCGAGGGAAUUCCAGGUGUGUACACGAAUGUGAAAGAGUAUUUAGCGUGGAUUAGGGGAACUAUACGGCCAUCAUUGCGAAGCUAGACUUUUUUUUCAACAUCAUGCUGAUAGUGAUAGUAGUUACACAAUACACGAAACCAGCGUUUGAAAAUGGCAUUUGAACCGAAUAAUACACAUAAUCAUAAAUAAACAAUCAAUUAGCAAAGAGACGAACGUUGCAGAGGUUGGAAUUCAAUGCAAGUAUCACGAAUAUUUGCAAUUAAAUUCAAUUAAUAAAUUCAUAAGUAAAUCCACAACGGAAAGUGAAUCACAGUUUGGGGAAUAAAUCUCAAAUGCAAACAAGAAAUUACCCAAGUUGUUUGUAUUAAAAUAGUUAGAUAACUGGAAAAAUAAUUUCCAACAACAAAAGCAGCUGUGACCAAAUGUCUGUAUGUAUGUAAUAAUGCAGUAUAAUAAUUAUUUUUUAAAUAUCGUAAAAUAUUUUUACGACUCGCAUAUUUAUAUCAUUAUACGAUAUGCCAGUUUUUGGCAAUAAGUCAAUCGAAGCUACAUUGGUAUGAAUAGAGAAAGGUCAAUAUAAUAAAUUGAAAAUCAAUUCUGUCAGAACAGAAAUCCAAUCAAUGGAUCAUGUCUUAUUUGUCUUGGUGCACUCAUUAGCAGGAAUAUAUUUUCAAGAACUCAUGAUAACGUAAUUGUAUUUUAUUUUGUCAGCGUUUUCGAAGCGUUUACAUAGAGUAGUGAAGUGGUGAGCAUUAUACUUAUUGAUCUAAACAGUUUGUUUUCAAUAUACUUCGCUAAGUUCAACAUAGCUGCCUGUGUUUGCCUGUACCGCAGUUCUGAUUCUGUAUCUGUUUCUUGUGGGUCCAAAUUGUCUGUCGGUACGCUGGACAGUAAUCAGAGAAUUUCUCAACACUAGUAAAAAAAAUUGUAAGGGGUUGUAUCUAGGACACGACCGCAUAUUUUCGACGUAGAACUACGCAAUUAUAUUAUGCAAUCCACUUGUUUACCACUUCGAAUAUUAUUUUAGAAUGCAUAGCAAUUUUUGCAAUAGAUUAUGUUCUUCGUUACAUAUAAAUUUGAUAAGAAUGAUGAUUUUACGUUUGAUAUGAUGCCUAGGACUACCAAAAUAUGUGAACGAAAGAAUUGUCAAACGAUCAUUGUAUUUUACAUUUCCCUCUGAAAAUAUUGCACAUCUCAUGUUUGCGUAGUUCUCGAACAGCGAAAGUUCAUCCACCUCUAGUAUCUGAAAUGACUAUUUUCCCAGGUUUCUCAGUUUAAAAGUUAGGGAAACAUAUUCCGGUCUGCACAACGACAAGCGAGUACAAAAGUACUCAACACUAAAAAAUACCCCCGACUUGCAUGUAUUUGCAAAGCGGAUUUCCCCAGACACAUUCAUUUUGAAGUCCGUGUUAGGGAAACACAGCUCAGUGGGAAUAAAAAUACCCCCGACUUGCAUGUAUAUUUGCAGAGCGGAUUACCACAGGUACAUCGAUUUUGAAGUCUGUGUAAAUCGGUUCAAUCAAUAUUUGGCAGUUGCGUAUUGAUUGCGUUUAUAUAACGCUUGACAUUUUACAGUUAUUCAAUUUUUCAUCUCGUGAAAAAUAAUAUUUUAUUAAUCGUGAUAGACGCGUAGAAAUAUUUCCUAUCAACUGAUGCAAACAUCUUUCCGAUCUGUUAAGAAAUGUUCGAG
This is a messenger RNA of Toxorhynchites rutilus septentrionalis, 3756 nucleotides long. RefSeq names its product CLIP domain-containing serine protease B8-like. Gene Ontology annotation, molecular function: serine-type endopeptidase activity. The record is from RefSeq and is a predicted model, not a curated record. Gene Ontology annotation, biological process: proteolysis. The transcript has 6 exons. NCBI's taxonomy places the organism in Eukaryota, Metazoa, Arthropoda, Insecta, Diptera, Culicidae. Bases 927 to 2150 code for a protein of 407 amino acids.